Orbilia oligospora ATCC 24927 is the source of this 1080-nucleotide messenger RNA. RefSeq lists its product as uncharacterized. Gene Ontology annotation, molecular function: antiporter activity. The record is from RefSeq and is a predicted model, not a curated record. The coding region runs from base 1 to 1080 and encodes 359 amino acids. Lineage: Eukaryota; Fungi; Ascomycota; Orbiliomycetes; Orbiliales; Orbiliaceae. The transcript has 4 exons. Gene Ontology annotation, cellular component: Golgi apparatus.
AUGCCACCAGCCGAAGACGAACGCGGUCAUGAUCUCGAGGCCCAGAAAAACCCCUUGAUGAAGGAUACCGACGAAGACGACGAAGAUGUCAUCGAGAAGAGUACAUCUCAACAGGCCUCCUCGGUCGCUCCUGCUCAGGACGGGGCUGUCAAGUCCUCUAGUGGCGGUUCAUCAGGUUUCAUAGCGUGGACGAUUGUCAAUACCCUCGCUACGAUCGGAAUUGUCUUCACCAACAAAGCCAUCUUUGACGAUCCGUCGUUCAAGAAGAUGCAGACUUCCUUUGCAGCUUUCCAUUUCUUGUGCACGACCCUCACACUUUUCGUAAUUUCCCGCCCAAUGUUCGGGUUUUUCGUACCCCGCCGAGCCGGUUUCCUCGAAAUUGCCCCUCUAUCCUUCGCAAUGUGCUUGAACGUCAUCCUUCCAAACCUCUCGCUCGCAUACUCCAGCGUCACUUUCUACCAAAUCGCCCGUAUCUUGCUCACUCCGUUUGUCGCGUUGAUCAACUAUGUUUUUUACCAUGUGGGUAUCCCGCGAAACGCGGUUUUGGCAUUGAUUCCGGUUUGCUUCGGUGUUGGUAUCGUCUCUUACUAUGAUACCCUUCCGGAUCCGAGUAAGCCAACCCAGGUCACUUCAACUGCCGGUGUCGUCUUCGCUUUCUCCGGCGUGGUCGCCAGCAGCUUGUACACCGUCUGGAUCGGAACCUACCAUCGCAAGUUGAACAUGAGCUCCAUGCAGUUGCUUUUCAAUCAGGCUCCUGUGUCUAGCUUUUUACUCCUCUACUUUAUCCCAUUCUGCGAUACCUUCCCUGUCUGGACCGGAGUUCACCUUAAUAAGUACCUUUUGAUUUUGUUGAGCGGUGGAUUCGCUAGUUUGAUCAAUUUGAGUCAAUUCUUCAUUAUUGCCGGUGCUGGAGCUGUCAGCAGCACAGUCGUUGGACACGCAAAGACCUGCUCGAUCGUCAUGCUCGGAUGGAUGGUUUCUGGACGUGCAGUUACCGACAAGAGCUUGUUGGGUAUCUUCAUGGCCAUUGGUGGUAUUGUCACUUAUUCCAUCACCAUACUCAAGUCCAGGAAGCCGUAA